Molecule: messenger RNA, 1353 nt
Organism: Lactuca virosa
Lineage: Eukaryota; Viridiplantae; Streptophyta; Magnoliopsida; Asterales; Asteraceae
Source: the annotation of a GenBank genome assembly
AUGACUAUGAUCGGCAACCUGAUAAGAUCUGGUAGAAGGCAGCUUCACACAAUCAUCUCUAAAGAAAUCAUUAAACCCUCUUCCCCGACCCCUUCACCCCUCAAAACUCACAAUCUUUCGUUCAUCGAUCAAGCCACCAUAAGCACGUUUGUCCCGUUUGUUACAUUCUACCCUAACACAGGCAUUUAUCCAAGUUCCCAUGAUAUAACACUUGACCUGAAGAAGUCGCUAUCUCAAACAUUAACCAAGUACUACCCUUUUGCUGGUAGGUUCGCCAAGGUAGCACCAUCCUUUGUAGAUUGCAACGACCAUGGAGCUGAGUUUCUUGAAGCUUCCAUUGAUAGCUCGCUCUCUGAUUUCCUUAAAACCUCGCAGCAUCAAGAUCUCGACCAAUUCUUUCCACAUGGUCUCGUAAAUCAAAAAUCCAAUCGUCCAAAUGAUGAUCAUCUUCAAAGCAACGGAGUGAUCCCGCUGGCUGUUCAGGUCAACCAUUUUGAAUGUGGUGGGGUAGCAGUUGCAAUGUCGUUGUCCCACAAGAUAGCAGACGGAAACAGUUUUGUUCAUUUUUUAAGCGACUGGGCAAAAAUGACACAAUUGUUAUCAUCGAGAGAGCAGAAACAUGGACUUCCCGAUGACCCCCACUUUAUUCCUUAUGAAUACAUGAAUCUAAAUUAUAAUGGUUUUUCACUUGGAUCUGAUGAAUGUGUUACAAAGAGUUUCAUUUUCCCUAAAGCAAAGAUAAACGAGCUUAAACUCAAAGUCAAAGCCAUGACCGCAGAAGCUGGACAACCCAUCACAGACCCUACUCGCAUUGAAGUUUUGAACUGGCUGCUUUAUAAUUCUGCAGUGACAGCAGCCACCAAAAAUAAUUCAGGGUGUUUCAAACCCACCGGUGUCGGUCAACUAACAAACAUGAGAAGCAGAUUUAUGGAGAAGUUGCCUGAAAAGAGCAUCGGAAAUUACUUCAUGAUAAUGGAUACUCUAACACACAACGAAAGUGAACUGAAGCCGGAGUCCUUCUUCAGUGAGCUCCGGAAGCAAAAGAAGAUGUUCCAAGGCAUAAGAGAUAUCCAAACCGCGUUUGGUAUUCUUUCGGGAAUUACUAUAAAAGAAGGUCAAAGAAGAUUUGAUAGUGUUUAUCUUUCUACAAGCUUGUGUGGGUAUUCUACAUAUGAGAUUGAUUUUGGGUGGGGAAAGCCUGUAAAAGCAACCAUGGCCGGAGAUCUAAGAAAGAAUAGUUUUAUUAUGAUGGAUGCUCCAGACGGGGAUGGCAUUGAAGUACUCGUGUGUUUGGGAAAGCAAGAUUUGGCCGUUGUUCAAAGUGAUCCUGAGCUUCUUGCCUUUUCUAAUUAG